Molecule: messenger RNA, 1241 nt
Organism: Mangifera indica (mango)
Lineage: Eukaryota; Viridiplantae; Streptophyta; Magnoliopsida; Sapindales; Anacardiaceae
Product: aquaporin PIP1-1
Exons: 4
Coding region: 137-994 (285 amino acids)
Biological process (GO): response to water deprivation; transmembrane transport
Cellular component (GO): vacuole; plasmodesma; plasma membrane
Molecular function (GO): water channel activity
Source: RefSeq, a predicted model, not a curated record
UUCUUACGCUACAAACAGCCCACUCCUCACGCCCUAGUUUUCAGCCCAUUGAUUGAUCCAAUUCUCUCUUAAAAAGCCUAAAACAGAGAGAUUCUCCAUCUUAUUUUUCAUUAUCACUAAGCAAAAAAAAGAAAAAAUGGAGGGCAAGGAAGAAGAUGUAAGAGUGGGAGCGAAUAGGUACAGAGAGAGGCAACCUAUAGGAACCGCUGCUCAGGAGGCUAAAGACUACACGGAGCCACCUCCAGCUCCACUCUUUGAGCCUGGAGAAUUAUCAUCCUGGUCCUUUUACAGGGCGGGCAUUGCUGAGUUUGUGGCCACCUUCUUGUUUCUUUACAUCACGGUUUUGACUGUAAUGGGCGUCUUUAAAUCCCCCAGCAAGUGUUCCACUGUAGGUACCCAGGGUAUUGCUUGGGCGUUUGGUGGCAUGAUCUUCGCUCUCGUCUAUUGCACUGCUGGCAUUUCAGGGGGUCAUAUUAACCCAGCGGUGACUUUCGGGCUGUUCUUGGCAAGAAAACUGUCGCUCACCAGGACGGUGUUUUACAUGAUAAUGCAAUGUUUAGGCGCCAUAUGCGGUGCCGGUGUUGUCAAGGGCUUCCAAAAGAGCCAGUUCGAAAGGCUAGGUGGUGGCGCAAACGUGGUUGGUAGAGGAUACACCAAGGGCGAUGGACUUGGAGCUGAAAUCGUCGGCACCUUUGUUCUUGUCUACACCGUCUUCUCCGCUACUGAUGCAAAACGCAAUGCCCGAGAUUCCCAUGUUCCCAUCUUAGCGCCAUUGCCGAUCGGAUUUGCAGUUUUUCUGGUGCAUUUGGCAACUAUUCCAAUUACAGGAACAGGCAUCAACCCGGCAAGAAGCCUUGGUGCGGCUAUAAUUUUCAACAGGGAUCAAGCCUGGAAUGACCAUUGGAUUUUCUGGGUAGGUCCAUUCAUUGGAGCAGCACUGGCAGCCUUAUACCAUCAGACGGUGAUCAGGGCCAUUCCAUUCAAGUCAAAAUGAUCAAAUAUUUUCAAACAAGCUUGAUAUUUGCUUUGUUCACCUGUUUGGCUUCUUCUCUUUCGUGCAAUAGGCUAAUAAAUUGAAGAAAGAAAAUGGCUACCGUGUGGUAAUGGUGUUUCUUUACAGUGAAUUGCUCACGGGGAAUUGGUUGUUCGUGGGGCUUAAAAUUAAUGUAAAGAUGGGUGUUGUUUCAACGACUAGCUAGCAACCCAGUUCCUACUAUAAAUAAAUUUACACUUGCUUAGAA